CGUGGUUUCGAUUAUUUAAAUUGAGAAUCAGUAUUGUGCGGAAUAUUAAACUGCUGAGGUAAGCGGAAAGCCAUUCCUCGCUCUACUCUCAAACUUUAUUGUUUGGGGGCGUGGCUGCGUCAUCUUGCGUGAAAAGCAUACACCAUCACCAACAGCAUAACUAUAUCGACGCACCAUGACGCCCAAGUUUUAUCGCGUUCACGGUUGUAAAAGAUGCAAAGAACGGAAAAUUAAAUGUGAUCAAAAAACGCCAUGUUGCUCCCAGUGCAGGCGUCUCGGGAAACCUUGCCCUGGAUCAAGUUCGGGUCCGAUAUACUUUCAUGCGCGAGCGACGGCUAGUCAUCAUCAUUCACCUCGUAUAUCAUCGAGCUCUUCUCGUAGCUCUCGUUCACCACAAUCUAACCCAUCCACGACACUGCUGCCCAUAGCACAGCUAACGACGCAUAACAUACCUCAUGCACCCCCAUCGCCAAAAGAACAGGGACUACUUUCCCAACUAGCGAUCCGAGUCGGGUCUCACCACCAAGCCCCAUGGCUCCAGUAUCCAUGGUUCUUUAGACUCGCGAGUCUUUCCUUACCGCAGAACAUACAACAAGCAUUCUUAUUACCAUUGACUGCUACAGUUGAAUCAUUCCGCGCGCUUCAUGCAGGCGAUGAUGCGCUUGGAACCGCAGCAUUCUCACGGUACAUGAAGGCGACUAGCCAACAGCGCCUCCAAGUUGCACAACUUUUACACAAUGAUGGACCUGUGGACCAAGAAAUAGUACUUUACCGUGUGAUCAUGGCUUUACUUCUUCUUGAGUUUGCCAUUUCUGCGCCUGCGUCUUUGCCGCGCAAACUAGUGGAACAAGAGGCAGCCAUGAUACAUGCCCGCGGUGCCCUCGAUUUAUUGAGACUUGUUGGCCCAGUCCGCUGUCAAAGUUCUCCAUUCUUCGACAUGUUUUGGCACUUGAGAUUCAUUAUAUCUGGAUUACUUGCCAUUAGCCCAGAGCCGUGCAUACUAGGAACUCCAGAGUGGAUUCGAAUACCCUUUCUUCACCGGACCAAGACGGAUUUCGAUUACCAGAUUGAUCAAAUUCUAUUACAAUGCUCCCAGCCGCAGCGUCAAGAUCUUCCAGUGUAUGCUGAUCGCGACUUUUCUGCACUUGCCGCCAUCAAGCAAGCGAUCGGUCACGGGCCACUGGUUCCUCACUUUGCACCCCAUUACGAACGAGUUGAAGAUAGUUCCCACGAAUCUCAGGAUAUGAUUGCUUGCAAGAAGCUUAGUAAUAUUCUCAGCUCUACAUCGAUCCUGAUAUCUGGGACACUUCCAGAACUCUCGGUGGAAGCGGUUGUCCAAGUCGCCACUGCCACUAUCCAGGAAUCAGAAGAGCUUGCUAUCAUGUCUAUCGAUUCGUUCAGGGCCGUUGAACAGGCUAUUUUGGCACUCAAUAUGAUACGAAACCGAGGGCCCUCGGACCAUUGUCGCCAACAGGCACAGCAGGCCAUGGCUCGUGUGUGCGCAUAUAUCCGCGUACGGUCUGAGCCAAGGCCACUGUGUGCUCAGCUCCCUAAUAAAUGCCGGUGUGCGAUAUCCCAGGCCUUGAGUAUAAAUAACUAGAUCUAAAGUCCAUCAGAUUUAUCACAUAUAUAUGUACUAUAAGUCUAGCUUAGCAAUCAGCAGCAUGCACUCUUUCGACUUCCAUGAGUCAAAAGCCAAAUAUUAUAAAUCAGAAAUGUUCCAUUCGAAUGGCAUCUCUAGCUACUCAAAACACCAAAAAGGCCCUGCAUCUCCUUUUCUGCAAGUGUGAGCUCAUCAGCAACCUGACCUGUCACCAGCGCGUAUGCAUAAAGCAGUGCGUAGUCCCUUUCCUCCACCUUAAUCUCGAGCAGUGUAUCGUCUAUUAGAUCGUCACCACCAACCGUCGACGAACCCCUUCUCAUGUUGCCCUGACUAGUUUCAGCCUCUGAUCUACCGUGUGUGUUGUCUGCCAAACGAGCAGAACGGAACUGGAAGAUCUUGCUAAGAAGCCUGUCGCGAGCAUUUACUAUGCUAGGUACUGCAUCCGUCAACGGAUACUCUAGCAUGAUAGAGCUAGCCAAUACCUGGAAGAUGUGACAGAUGCGAUCACACAGUACCGCCCGUUCUGUCGCAGUAUACUGCAGCAAGGCUCGCUCGCCUGGUGUAAGAUUUCCCUUGAGCUGUGUCACCAGGCUCAUGGCGUAGAAGCCGUCCAGAAUACGGUUCGUACUGCGCAUGAUACUGCCACUAGCAUCAAAUGGAAACGGACCACGAAGCUCAAACUCAGACGCUGCGGACUGCCGAAGUGACUCUAGUCUGUCAGCAUCCAACUGCAUAUCUGCCAGCUCCCCGGACUUUAAAUAGUUUUGCGUACAGUCGCUGCGCAAUAAGAUAGCCAACGGUCCUCGCUUCCAGAUGAGACCCAUUUGGAGGUAGAGAGUCGAGAUGCCUUGUUUGAAUUUUCGGCGAGCGGAUAUAGGCCAGAUGACACGACAAACGACUAGACCCCAAAUAAUUCCGGCCAUAACCGACAUUACACGGUGUUUGACGAUUUCCAUGAUCACUGGAUGUGUGCCACCUUCGUCAUUAUCGCCCUCAUCUACUUUCUGACUUAGACUGUACGCAUAAAGCGUUGAGACAUUGUAGGCAAGCAGCGUCAUGCGUCCAAGCGGUGCCUUGCCACGGGCGACAAUGAGAUAAAAGUUGAAGUAGCUGACCAUGAAUCCCAAGAUCACGAGGACCACGGCAUUACCUUGGCUGAUAGUCCAGUUGACAAUGGAGAAUGCCGCUCCAAGAAAGGUUCCUACGAAACGGGACCACCCGGUCGUGUUGGAUGCGCCUACUGUCAUUGAGCAAACAAUCAUAAAGGACAAGAGACCCCAUUCACCACGGUAGUGAUUGUACCAGUCUCGUGUCCCUUCGAUGAAUGCCAGCAUAGCCCACAGGGACGCACCGAUACCUACCUUUAUUCCAAAUCUAA
Molecule: messenger RNA, 2981 nt
Organism: [Torrubiella] hemipterigena
Lineage: Eukaryota; Fungi; Ascomycota; Sordariomycetes; Hypocreales; Clavicipitaceae
Source: the annotation of a GenBank genome assembly